CUUUCUUCCUUUCUUUAUUUUGUACUUCUACCCAAAGGGUGAAAAAAUAUGAUUGAAAAAAAUAAAUCCAACAUAAAAAAUACAUAAGAAAUUUUAUAAGCAAAACUAAUAAAAAUAAAAACUAAUAGCAGCACUGUACAAUAAGGAACCAUUAGUGAUCAUGACAUUACUUUAAAGCAUUUCUUCAUCUAUGUUAUGUUAAUUUGAACAUUUACUAAUAGAUUAAGUAUAUCAUUGAAUGGACCGUUGUUAAUUUUAACGAAUACAUUAACUAACGAUGUCUAUUUAUGAAGCUGUACUAAACUUGUUAUGAAAACAAUUGUGCUACUUUUCAGGGCUUACGUGGGUUGCGCGCGCGCUCCUCUUCCUGUGCUUCGGUUACCACAGCAACAAGUGAGCUUGUGCGCGCUUCCGUGGCCGCCUCGCAAGUAACAACAAACAACCGCAUAAACAGUUUUGUUUCUUCAAAAUAGGAGUUUUGUUCAAAUGCGGCGGCAAAAGUAUUUCACGCCGACGGAGGUAUCCCUUCACAACACUCUCAAAGAUAUAUGGGUGUCGUACCUGGGCAAAGUCUACGAUCUCACACCGCUGCUGGAGGAAAACAAAGGUGAUGUGUUGUUGAAACCCAUCAUAGAGUGUGCAGGAAAGGACAUCAGUCACUGGUUUGACCCGAAGACAAAGGAUAUUCUUACACAUGUUGACCUGAUGACUGGCUGCAUCAAAUACUACACCCCUAGGGGGCGCUUUUUACACAUACCCCCUCCCUGCCCUCGCACUGACUGGGCCAAUGAUUUCGGGAAGCCGUGGUGGAAGGAUAAUCGCUAUGAGGUUGGGCUGCUGUCUGCCAAAACACGCUGGAUCCGCAUUAUCAACACUUUAACCGCCCAAGAGCAGAGGCUGGAGGUUUGCUCUGAGGAGACUCUGGAUGAGAUUCUCCAGCGAUAUCUGUGCUACAAUUCCCAUGCAGCAAGCUACACCUGGAAGCACAAUGGCGUAAAUUUAGACAUGAGCAAGACCCUGAGUGAAAACGGUAUCCCUGAAGAGGACGAGUUUUACUGUGGAAGCCCAGAGUGUAACCUCUUCUCUCCAUCCAUAUGUCUAUAUUUCAACGACGACCUCACUGAACUCUAAGAAACGCAUGCUAUUAAAAUGAAUAAUGGCAUAUAAUUCAUUAGAAUUUUCACUGCAUGCCGUUUUGAGCGAGAAGAAUAUACCACAUCAACUAUUCAUGUGUUCAGUGUUUCAUCGAUUCCUGUCUGUGGUUAUCUUAUUGCAGCUCUGUGCUUCAUCCAAUCAAAUGCUGAGCAACAGAAUAAAAAAGAUUAAUGCCAGCCUACAUAAUAACCCCCUGAACCAUUAAGUCUGGUGGUUGCCAUGGUAAUUGCUCGGAGGAAAUGCUGUAGCUACUGUAUUGUAGGCCCCAGCAGGCUCUCAACCCUAAUUAAGUAGUAUUAUAUAUGUAUGCAUGUACACACAAAUGAUUUCAUGCAGCCAAGAUUUCAAUUUAA
Molecule: messenger RNA, 1508 nt
Organism: Carassius auratus (goldfish)
Lineage: Eukaryota; Metazoa; Chordata; Actinopteri; Cypriniformes; Cyprinidae
Product: cytochrome b5 domain-containing protein 1
Exons: 4
Coding region: 487-1131 (214 amino acids)
Biological process (GO): cilium movement
Source: RefSeq, a predicted model, not a curated record